CAGCUCACUCUUUCUACACAAAUGAACUUCACUUACCUACUUCUCUCUCUCUCCCUCGCUUUUCUCUCUCUCUAGAAACAUCCAUAAUUGGCCGCCGUUGAUCAACUGCUGCAACUGUUGUUCUAGUCGGCAGGGGCUGCGCGGCCACUCCCAUCCGCCGUUACUCUACGUUGUAGUUCUCUGAAUGCUAAUGCUGUUCGCGGUUCGCUCUCUGGGGUACUGAUUUUCCUACUCUUGGUACCCAGCAUACCACAAUGCACUUCCCGGACCUCACUCGAAAAGCCCUAAUUUACUUUACGCAAUGUUCAUUUUGAAAUUUUUGCUGGCUUGUGGAGCGUCGGGAAACCCUAACACUAGUUGUGAUAAUGUCUGGACCGCCGAUGGUGCAAUCGAUGAACUUCGCCGAACCGGAGGAUAGACCUGUGCUGGGACCUACGGGAAAUAAGGCCAGAUCCGUGGAAUUGAGGAAGCCGAUUCUGAAGCCGAAGAGUGAAAAGACACGACAGUCCCCCGAGGCGGACAAGGGGAAGAAGCCCCCGGCGACGUUGCAUUCGCCGGAAAUUACGACGGAGAAAAUCCCGUCUCCGGUGGGUUUUAGGAGGAAUGCAAGCAGUGCAGCCUCGAUUCUGAGGCAGCGGCAGCCGAAUUUGUCGCUGAAUGCUUCGUGUUCUUCAGAUGCUUCGACGGAUUCUUCGCACAGUAGGGCAUCAACAGGGAGGAUCGGCCGGCGGACUGGGACUUCUACUCCACCUCUAAAGAAGAAACAGCAAUUUAGCCCGAAAGGCGAGAGAAUUGAGAAAAUGGCGGGAAAUGGGAAAAGUGUUGGGGGUGAGAGUGAGGGUAUAGAGUGCGAUGGUUCUUUGGUUAAGAAAAGGUGUGCUUGGGUGACUUCCAAUACUGACCCAUCAUAUGCCGCUUUCCAUGAUGAAGAAUGGGGACUUCCUGUCCAUGAUGACAAGAAACUUUUCGAGCUGCUUAGCUUUUCUACUGCGUUGGCUGAACUAACAUGGCCUGUCAUUCUUAGCAAAAGGCCUAUAUUCAGAGAUGUUUUUCUGGACUUUGAUCCAAUUGCUGUCUCAAAAUUAAAUGACAAGAAAAUUGCUACACAAGGGAGUCCUGCAAGCUCUCUUCUCUCUGAACUAAAGCUGCGAGCAAUUAUUGAAAAUGCACGUCAAAUCUGUAAGAUAAUAGAUGAGGUUGGGUCUUUUGACAAAUACAUUUGGGGUUUUGUUAACUACAAGCCUAUAGUUGGUAAUUUCCGCUAUCCUCGGCAAGUUCCAAUCAAGACAUCAAAAGCAGACACCAUAAGCAAAGACCUUGUUAGAAGGGGACUUCGAGGAGUUGGUCCAACAGUUGUCUACUCAUUUAUGCAAGUGGCUGGAAUUACAAAUGACCAUCUCAUCAAUUGUUUCAGAUACCAGGAUUGUAUAGCUGCGGGUGACUUGAGGGAUAAGAAUGAGGGCAUUACGUCCAAUAAUGAAGAGAAUCCACCCGAAGAUCUCAGAGAGUUGGAGUUAGUUAGAGAUAUUGAUGAUUUGAACUUGUCCAGAUUGCAUCAUAGCGCUUGAGAUGUAGAGGAUAAUCUUAUUUAUGAGGAUCAAUCACUCGUGAUUCUUGCUUCAAUCUGUUUACCAUAUUACAGACAGACAGAGAGAGGAGAGAGAGAAGGAGCAUUUCGGACUAUAUCCUUUUAGUUAGCAGAUCUCAUUAGUUUUCUGCAUGCGUAUAGCAAGCAUGCUCAUCUUCUGUUAAUUGGAGGUCUUGAUCGUCUCGUAAUCUUUGAAAGCCAAGAAAGUAGAGGUUUCGGAAAUAGUAUCAUUUUUUAAGGCAAAGAUGCACGGACUUACACCCUCAAUGCUUUUCACAUUCUCGGACUACCUUAAAUUGUUGCAACUUUUUGUGCGUUCCCCUGCGCUCUGUAUUGCCCAUUUGUUUUCGUUAUUCCCCAAGAUUUCCGUACAUGUUCUUGUAUAUCCACUAGUUUAAACAAUAUUGUAUGACUGUUUGACACAUAAUAAACAACUGAAUUAGCUGAAGAUUUGGCACACUUCCAUGUGGAAUCUUUGGCUUAAUCAACUUUCUUUUAAAUCAUAAACCGAA
Molecule: messenger RNA, 2100 nt
Organism: Sesamum indicum (sesame)
Lineage: Eukaryota; Viridiplantae; Streptophyta; Magnoliopsida; Lamiales; Pedaliaceae
Biological process (GO): base-excision repair
Molecular function (GO): DNA-3-methyladenine glycosylase activity
Source: RefSeq, a predicted model, not a curated record